Molecule: messenger RNA, 966 nt
Organism: Strongylus vulgaris
Lineage: Eukaryota; Metazoa; Nematoda; Chromadorea; Rhabditida; Strongylidae
Source: the annotation of a GenBank genome assembly
GUAAACGAAAAGUGGUUCCCAGAGGAAUUCACUCGACUAUGGUAUGCUCUUUUUAAGGUGUGCCUCAUUCCAACUUCAGCUCAUGGUACGAACCCAGCAUCGGCUCACAUGGCCAAUAUGAAGGUCGUUGCAGUGACUUCUGACAAGCAUGGUAAUAUCAACUACAAGGACCUAGCCGCUAAGGCUGAACAGUACAAGGAUGAAUUAGCCGCCAUUAUGGUGACCUAUCCUUCAACCCACGGAGUCUUCGAGUCAUCAAUUCGUGAUGUUAUUGACAAAGUUCAUGAGCAUGGUGGUCAGGUGUACCUUGACGGAGCGAAUAUGAACGCACAGGUAGGACUCUGCCGUCCUGGUGAUUACGGUAGCGAUGUAUCCCAUUUGAACCUACACAAGACAUUCUGCAUUCCACAUGGUGGUGGUGGACCAGGAAUUGGACCGAUUGGAGUAAAGAAACAUCUUGCACCGUUCCUACCAGGUCACCCUGUAAUUCCCGUCGAAGGUCGAUCACAUGGAGCCGUCGCUGGCGCACCUUGGGGCUCAGCCAGCAUCUUGCCAAUUACUUGGGCCUACAUUCACGAGCAAGGACUAGUUGCGCAUGAAUUUAUCCUUGACUGUAAGCCAUUCAAGAAAUCAGCUGGAGUUGAUGUCGUUGACAUCGCUAAAAGACUUAUGGACUAUGGACAUUUGAAACGCAUUUGCUCUGCGAUUGUAUUUUUUUCGUCUGUCACUCAACCUCCCAAAGUGCAUUUUCAAAGUCCAAUGACACGUCUCACAUUGCAGAUGGCACCACACACAUUGGCAAAGGUUGCGUCGGAUAAUUGGGAUUUGCCGUAUUCCCGCGAAUUGGCCGCAUUCCCGAAACCAUGGUGCCACCAUAAGGGUUGGCCCACUACCGGACGUAUUGACGACUCGUACGGUGACAAAAAUCUCGUCUGCACCUGCCCUCCAAUGGAAGCCUACAUGUAA